AAUGGCCGACAGAUUUUCUAGGUUCAACGAAGAGCGUGAUUUCCAGGGUGGGAAUCACUUUGACCAGUAUGAAGAAGGCCAGUUGGAGCUGGAGCAGGCGUCCCUGGACAAGCCUAUCGAAUCGCGAAUUGGCCCCCUAUUAGCUAAGCAGCAAUGACCCGGUUUGUAUUUGCACGCUCUGCUUCCUUACUCCUUAUCUUUAGGGUCCUUUGUAACGCUUCUUUAUCUUUCUUUCUCUACUUUUCUUUCUGUUUCACGACUGUCACACCUGACAUCUUAUUCUCUCUCUCUCUCUCUCCAUCUCCCUCUCUCUCUUUCUUGCUCCCUCCCUUCUACACAGUGAUUCGGUGUACAGUACCCUCUGUCAUUCUGUGCUGGCAUGGUGCUUGUGCAACUGGGACUGCAUUUUACGCUGAAGAGGCAUAUUGAUAAUAGCGCAGGCAGCUCUCUUUUUCUGUCUUCCUCACUUUCUCCACCCUUCUUUCUGUCUUAAGCAUUUUGGUGAGCAGGCCAAACUCAGAAGUCCUCAAAAGUAAUAGGAAACUUUUUCUCAAGACUAUUAAUGCACUUUGUGAACCAGUCAGAUAGGGUCAGAAAUCCUGGAUGUCAAGAUUCCAUAUUUUUUUUUUGGAUUAUAAUACCGUUAUUGUUGAAGACGAAUUAAAACGUUAACUUUGAAUAGCUAAAUAAAGCUAGCCAAGGUGAGCAGGUAUUUCUGCAAACUUUUGUCUUGAGUUUUUAUUUAAUAAUCAGUAGAAACUGUAGUACAAAUAUGAAAUUCUUCUUCCAUUUCAUUUACAUUUUAUCUGGUAUCUGUUUUUAGUUUAACAUGUUUGUCAUAACUCUGAACUUCAGAAUGAAACACUCUCCCAACCAAACAAAACCAGUAUUUUGUCCGUGUGGGUGGUGGAGAAGUAAGAGGACAAGUAAGAGAGAGUGGUGGCCUGCUCACCUGGCUUUACCUAGCUGUUUUGCUCCUGCGCUAUUAUUUGUGGAGGGGGGCUGAGGAGCAUGCUGCAGCACCACACAGCUCCUCACACAUCUGUGGAGAAAACAGAAGCUGUGAAGUGUCACCUUAUCACCACUAUCAAAUUUCCUGUUAUAAUUUUGUAGUGCUCUUAAACAAGACUCUCUUUAGUAUCAGAAUUAAAAUGGAUUCUAAAAAAAAUCUGAGAUGCUUGAAUUGGUACAGUAAACAAUAAAUCUAACUUUUUAAAGUUAGCUUAAAAAAAUAGAGAGGAAAAGAAAUGCUUAGUUCUUUACUUUUAAGCUCUUAGUCCACUAAUGCAUAACUUUAGAGCUGUUCAUAAGUGCUUCAACCCAGCUUUUCAGAACCCCUCCUUUGCCAUUAUUUGUGUGUGAAUUAUAGGCAGCUAGAGGUUUGUGGUAUUUUAUUGGGAUCUUUUUUAAUUCCUGUCUUACCCCUUUUGGUCUUUGCUAUUUUUCUCCUAACACUGUUUUGCAUUGCAUGUGUUAACUUGGUAGCAUUAAGCACUAUGUGCUCUCAACACUCUGUGUUGUUGUUUUUUUGUUUGUUUUUUUUUUUACUCGGACUCAUUCCUUAUUGUCUCUUAUCUCCCCCAGUCCCUUAAUCCACCAUCCACCUUCCUCCCUCCUAUUUGACCCGGUACCACAGCGAUAUGCAGUGGACAGCCUCAGAGCCACAGAACAUGAGCACUCACAGAAGGAAACAUCUGUGAAUCCCACAGAGAAGCUAAAUUCAAGUCAAGAAGUUACUGUACAUGUUUGAAAUUCAUACAUGUAGUUACUGUGGCUCGAUAUGCUAUUUAAACCAUAGUUGUAUGAGUCAUUUAAAGUAUUGAACCAAAUACUUUCUCUUUUUAAAAAGACUUGUCUUCUUAAAUAUGAAACCACGCACAGGAAAAGGCAUCAUUUUAAUAUUCAGUCAUUAAUUUUAGCACCACUUGAUUUACUUUUUACACAGGCUUUAAUCAUGUGAAGAGAAGUUAUGAUUGUUGAAUGGUGUUGACUAAAAACCCAAUUCUUACCUCAAAUGCUUAAAUAUUAAAUAAAAUAACUGGGGGGGGGGGAUUAAGAAAUGUACAAAACAGAUGAUCAAUCACUGUAUUUGCGAUAGUCUGAAGUAUGUCCCAUCUUUGAAAUUGGGGCUUCAGAAUUAUAAGGUAAGUAUGUUUUUGAAUUGUUAUAUGUAAAUUAGUUAUUUUAAUACAACAUUUUUUAUUUUUAUUUUCCCAACAUAUUUGAUAGUAUAAUCUUAAACUUUAUUUUUCUUUGUAAAAUAGAAGGCACCCAGGCCUUCGGUUUUACUCGCUUAGCUUGUUACUCCAAAGCAGUUGUUUUUGCUUUGUCUCACCUGUCACAUCUGACACUGACUGGUAUGUUUAGAUGUCUGAACUAAGACUGCAAGGAGUUAAGAUGAGCAGAGCUUGUCCAAAAACAGCUGCUCUUUGGUCUGGGCCUUUAAGAAAUGAUAAAUGUGUGAUCUGUUUUUAAAGUAAAACAUUUACAUAGAUUUAGGCAUGAAUACAUGUAACCAGGAUUCUUGAUCCUGAAGGUGGAUCAUUGUACAUAUUUUCCCAUUAAAAAACAGCAACCACUAGAUAACUACAUUCUCUGAGGUCUCUAGGUGGGGUCCCCUGCAUAUCACUUCCCUUAUCCAUUUCUUUUGCCAUGCACUGUGCCAAUGACAGCACAUUGCACACUUUUUUAUAUAUAUUAAAAAAAACACCCCUUGUAGAUUUUUUUUUUGUUUUAACUUUUGUUAUAUUUUCCUUUUCUCCUGUUUUAACAGUCAGUUGGUGGAUUUAUUGAAAUGUCUGCCUUUUCUGUUUAUAUAUAGUAUAAUGUUUGUUUCAAGGCAGAGAGAGAUUUGUAUUUUUAAGACCUAGAGAAGCUAGCAGAAUUGCAGUUGAAAGCGUUUGGUCGGUUUCUUACGUUGUGUCACGUGUGACUGUUUUUUUGACAGCCCAGUAUUUUAAAGCCAGGAUAACAUCGGCCACCGGCUGCUUCAGAAACAUGGAUGGAAGUUGGGGCAAGGACUUGGCAAGGCCAUGCAGGGUAAGGUUUGUUGGAUCCCUUCUCUAUGUCAGUAUGCAUGUGUGGGUGUGUUUUCUUUCUCCCACUCUGCAGUUGACCUAAGUGUAACACUCCUUUUACAGUGUAUCAUAGGCUAAUGGCCUCGGUCAGCUUCUUCCUCUUUGCUUCAUAAUCACUAAACCUUUAUUUCAAUCUGCUUAAGAGAAAAUGCUUCGGUUUGUACAACAAUCAAGAUCCAUGUGAAAUCAAGGUAGAUUUAGGAACCCAUGAUUCAUGAUUCACAACCCCUAGAAUCAUCAUCUCCACAUAUUUUAGACCCCCCCUCCCCCUUUGAGUUUCCAUGGCUGCUGUUGAAGUAAUCUGAUUGGCUGUAACCACGGCUCAGACUCUGAAUGGCUUGCCGUGUAGAAAAGUUUCCCUUCUCUGCUUGUUUACCUGUUUCUACCUCUAAAACAGUGAAAGUUGUGUUUGUAUGUGCGUGGUCAUUAUGUGGGACUGAGAUGUGUGUGUGUGUCUGCUACUUAUCGGGCAAUAGUCGACUUACAGGGAAAACCUCUCCACCUUUUUACACUCCGGGUGUCUCUGUCCCCAUGGUACAGACUUCCAUCCUCCCCCCGUUUCUUUGCCCCUCCUGCACAGCAUGUUUGUCCAGAGGUGCACUCCUGCUUGCCUCAAUCUCUUACUUACCAGAGGCUUUAAGCAGUGUUGGAGGUAGGAUGCAGAAUCACAAUGUUCAAUAAAUAAAAACAAUGUAAAACUAAAAGAAACUGAUCCAUAGAUGUUGUUUAAAUCCUUCAUUACACCUAUAGCAUUGCAGAAAAGACUCUAAACACUGCUCAAAGCCUUGCUGGCUAUUCUUUCAGGUAUGUUCCUAUGUUUCAUGUUUUUAUUUGUUGUGGGGUUACGCACAUCCCAGACUGACCUGGCUGGUUGUAGACCAGCUAGGACGAAGGAUCUUGAGGAGAGGUCCUUUCCGGGCUGACAAGCAUAGGCAAGGCAAAAAGAUUAGAGGGGGAAAAUUGUGGUCUUCCCUAGAAGCAUUCGGCAUAUUUUAAGACAGUUCGGUUGAUUUAGGCACGGGUCAGUUGUUGUUGUUAAGGUCAAUGUUCUUAAAAGCAAGUUAGAAUUACUUUUCCUUCAUAGAGUUUUUGUUGUUUAAAGUCCUUAUUAUGGCAUGUCAGAGAAAGCCUCUGAAAAACUGAUCUAAAUGGCCAAAACACCACAAAAUAAGCUGCAUCUGGUCAUUUAUAAAUUACAAGUGGAGACAGCAAUGUCCUGCUUCGCUGAGCUUGGAGGAAUGAAGCCAAUCGUGCAACACAACAGGUGUGCUGAGACAUUGACAACAGCACUGUGCAUAAAAUCUGUUGAAAAUCUCUCCAAACAGUACUUUUUAUAACAAUGAUGGCAGAGGAACAUGGUUUAUUAAUCCGAGCCGAGGAGAUGCUUGGAAUUUAAGCUUUUAAAUUAAACUACUAGCUUGUCACACAAACUAUAUUUUAUCACUGAAUUGUUCCCUUAAGCUAAAAUAGCCAGCGGGGCUGUGGCUACCUCACAUGGCGAGUCAGGGUUAUAACAGAGGAGCAACUUCAACUCUGAGAGCUUUAAGAUUAAGCACCUGCAUAAUUAAUAUAAAGAGUAUUUAUUCUUUAGUUAAUACUUCUGCAACACUUUUCUAUUAAUUCUGUUGUUAGUUGUAUAUAGUAAACCUACUACAUCUGCAAAGAGUUGGCUCACAACAGGCUGAUGUUUCCUUCAGAGACACUUAUUGUUCAAAAGGAUCCUUAAUAUAGAAAACAUUGUUCAUGUUGUCAGAACUGGCACAUGCUUGAUUGAGACUAACCAGUGCUGUCUUCCAUCUCCCACAUUCUGCCUCACACUGCUGAGCAGCUGGCUUUUGCACUUUUUCCUCUUGCUUACAAGAAAGAAAAAUGAAGAUGUAUGAACAUAUUUUUAAUCGACUAAAGUCAGUUAUGAUGUGAAACUGUCCUGCUUAUGUUUUAAUAAUAAUUCUAAUAAAAAUAAACCUGACUGAGUGAUUUCACCUGACAGUGCUUGGAAAAAUUUUUUUUUCCCACAACAGCAAGUUAGAAGUAGCAUCUCUGCUGAGAUGUCUGCAGACUGGCUACCUGAGCUGGUAUCCCAAUUUAUUAGGUCGUACAUGCUUGAUGUAAUCUGUUUCACUUAGGGAUGCAGUGAUAUAAAAAUUGGAGUCAAUAUCUUAUCUAAAAAUUGCUGUUAUGGCACCUGGUGUGGUCACUCUGACAUUGCUUCUUUGCUUCAGUUAAACACCCCACAGUCUUGCACUGCAUCGCUGUCACCGUCAUAUGAGCAAACAAAUGCCACAUUGCCAGUUUUAUUUUGUUUAUUUCAGAUUUUUUUUUUAACAGGUCAUACUUGUUUUAUAUAUUUAAGUCAGUACAGUUUUGCAGUGGAACAAUUGUAUUUUUUCCCAAGCUUAUCAUCUUGUAAGGAUGUCCUACUGGCCCGUGCCUAAAUGUAUUCAAUACUGAUUUUAAGUUGGGGGAGAGUCAUCCGGUAAUCUCUUUAAAAAGGGUAAAUAUGUCUUAAUAGGCAUACAUAGGAUAGGUUGUUUGACAUACUGUAGCUGCUUUUUCCCUACAGGUUGUUGAUGAUCAGUAAUGUAGAACUUCCUAUAACCUGAACCAUUUAUGAUCAAUUCUCAGUAGCCAUUUUUAGUGUUUUUCUGUGUUUUAUGUUGCCUGGUUUUUGAUAUGCAUUACACCUCUCCAUGUUGGGAAAAAAUAAAAUUCAAAAUGUCUUGGUACCAUUUUAUUUUAAAGGUAACUUGUUGAUCUGUAAAAUGAAUAAAUGAAUGUUACUGGUCACAACAUUCAGUAGUGGAAAAGCUUAGGUUUAGGGGAUGGUAGUCUGGCUUCUUGGGUUACAUUUUCAGUCAAAAUGCACAACAACAUCACUUUAGGGACCUGGGGACUUGGACAAGCGGUUUGAAUUAGUGGUGAGAGGAGAUUCCUGUAAGUACCUAGCCCUGUGUAAAGGGACAAGGUGGGUGGGGAUGGGCGGUGACUCACGGAAGGCCCUCUGGUAAUAAAUGCCCUGAAGCCCCAUUACCACACACCCAACCUCAUCUGCCCUUCUCUGUGUGCCUCAAUCUUCCUGCUUAACCAAUUGGUGUUUCUUUUUUACAGCGAUUUGAUCCUGCCCAUGUUGUGCUGAUGGUAAACUUAGUGGACGCACCGACCCUGUGCCCAUUGUUCUUAAAUAUGAUGUCAUGGGGAUGGGCCGAAUGGAGAUGGAGCUGGACUAUGCAGAGGAUGCCACAGAGAAACGGAGAGUGCUUGAAGUGGAGAAAGAGGAUACAGAAGAGCUGCGGCAAAAAUACAAGGACCAGGUGGAAAAAGAGAAAGCUAUCGCAAAAGCUUUGGAAGACCUGAGGGCGAAUUUCUACUGCGAACUUUGUGACAAGCAGUACACUAAACACCAGGAAUUUGACAACCACAUUAACUCGUACGACCAUGCCCACAAACAGAGGUUAAAAGAGCUGAAGCAGAGAGAGUUUGCUCGCAACGUGUCCUCCCGCUCUCGGAAAGAUGGAAAAAAGCAAGAGAAGAUGCUGCGUCGACUGCACGAGUUGGCUGAGCAGAGGAAACAGGACAAACAGAACCGUACUCCUGGAAGUGGCCCCAUGUUCAAACCAACCACAGUUGCUGUUGAUGGUGAGAAAGAAGGAGAUGGGGACAGCAUGCCACUUGAGAACCCCACUUUUACAGAUUCCAUCCUUGAGAGUUCACCAUCAGAGAAAACUGGCCAAUCUUCCCCAAAGCCCAGCCCAACUUUAAAUAUUUCUCUGGGGAAGAACACAUCCUCAUCCCCAACCCCUACUGGCGCAUCAAAAGUCAGUGUAUCAUUCUCUUUUGCAAAGAAAGCCCCAGUAAAGCUGGAGACGGCAGCGGCUGUGUUUGCUGAUCCUGGUGAGGAGGCUGUGGAGGAAGAGGAGAAUCAGGAAGGGGAAAAGGCUGGAGGACAAGAGGAGACAUCUGGCUGCAGCACAGAGAGUCCCAGAAGAGCACCUGAAGAAGAUGAAGGAGGGGAGAAAGGUGGAGCAGCUGGGGCAGAAGAUAUCCAGCAGCCUGAUGAUGGAGGCUCCUUGGCCUCGACUUUAAACAAACUUAAGAUGAUGAUGAAAAAGGAUGAAGGAUUUUCUGGACAAGAACCACAGUACUACCAUUACAUCCCGCCAGCUCAUUGUCGUGUAAAGCCCAACUUUCAGUUUUUGUUGUUCAUGAAGGCUUCUGAGCAGUGCCAGAGCAAAGAUGAUGAGGAUGAAGAAGAAGUAGAGGAAGUUCAAAAGGCUGAAGAAAGCUCUGAUCAGACAGAGUCCAAAGAAACUGAGUGUAAAACUGAACAAGAACAAGGUGAGGAUGUAUCAGCAACUGAACCAGAACCACCUCCUUUAUCACCUAACAUGAAGACUGAGGGCAAUAUCUCGUCUUGUGAGCAAGAGACGGUUUCAACUGCUCCCACUUCUCCUACUCAGAAAGCAGAGAACACACAGAGCACACUUGAUACAAACACUGGUCCAAAAGUCCCAAUGGGUCCCUUCUUCCCUGUCCUGAGCAAAGAUGAAAGUACCACUUUGCAGUGGCCUACGGAGCUUCUUGAAUUUACAAAAGCUCAGCCUUCACUAUCUUACAGCUGUAAUCCUCUCUACUUUGACUUUAAGCUUUCAAGAAAUAAAGGACUACGUGGUGGGAAAUCAGCAAAGUCCCUCAAAUCUGGAGAAGAGGCUGAUGACAAAGGACAAGUUGAAGCUGCUUCAACAGCUGAAGCCACUGAACCCGUACCUGAAGCAUGCACUGAUAAAGAGACGCCUGAGAUGAAGGAAGAUCCCAGCCAGCCAGGACCUGAUGAGCAAAAAUCCACGACUGCCAGUAGUAGCACAAAAAAGAAAAAGAAGAAAAAGAAGCAUAAGAAAUCGGGAAAACAUUCUAAACGCAAAGGAAAAGAAAAAGAUGCAGCGGGUGAUGCAGAAGAGAAUACGGAGGCAACGCAAGAAAAGCCUAAAAAGAAGAAGAAACACAAACGGAAAAAGAGCAAAAACAAAGCUCAAGAUCAAGAAGAGGUGGCAGGUGAUGACAAAGAAAAAGUUAAGCCAAAGUCAGAAACUAAAGCUGCUGGUUCCUCUGUUCAGUCCACAGCUGGAAGAUCAACAGGAGCGGAGCCAGGUAAAAGAAAACGCGCUGCAAAGGAAGUGCCUUCUAAAUCUGGAGCAGAACAAGGAGGAAGUGGAAAAAAUAACGACAAGAGCAACUCCUCAGAAGAUCACGGUAGCUCUAAAAGACAAAAAACGGACUCGAGUGGAUCGCAAAACGCGUCAUGUUCUACCUCUGCUCAGAAAAGUCCAGGUCACGGUAGACCACCCAGCAGCGAGAGCGAGGAGGAAGGCGGCUCCAACACCCAGCAUUCACGUCAUCACAGGUCCAGCCCACGAGAGCAGCGGCGCCAUCACAGCGAAGAGUCCAGACGGUCCCACAGCCGCUCAUCAAGGCGGGGAGAACGACGCGGCAGCAGCGGGCGGCGCCAUCGUGGCCAAACCUCCCGCAGCCGCUCCUACUCCAGCAGUUCUGGGCGCUCCUCAGCAAGAAGUAGCGCCUACAGUCACCGCAGCCGCAGUUACUCCGACAGCUACAGUGACUACAGCACUGAAGGCCGCAGACGGAGGCGCUCUAAACGUUCAUCUGACUCAGAGUAUGAGCGGCGGGGCAGUCGAGGUCGCAGGCGAUCCAGAAGACAUCAAUACUCCUCUUCAUCCUCAGAUGAUUCCCGCUCUCGUUCUCGCAGCUACAGCAGGAGGAAGCGGCACCGGCGGCACCACCACAGCAGCUCGAGAAGCUCCAGCAGCUGGAGCCGCAGCACCAGCACAAGAUCCUGGAGGCGGAGCUAUAGCCGGAGCCGAAGCUCAGCAAGUCGCUCCUCCAGUUCCAACAAGGGCUCACCUCACCGACGGAGCGCCAGGGGUCGUGCAGACAGCGACACACAUCGCAGAGACUUCAACCGCUCUCGGAUUUAUCGCUCGCAGUCUCCCCGCACGUCAUCACGAAGCCUCAACCGGAGCACCCACACAUCCACUUCCCAGACUUUGAGGCCGGUUGGGUCUCGUGAUGCAGGGGAACACAAGAACAUGCUCACAGCGCGGCAGCUGCUCGAGAGGGUUCAGUCCAAGAAAAGUUCAGAGGAUUCUGCCUCUGGAAUGAAAUCUGGGAUUAAGAUUAAGGAUCCACCACAGGGUUACUUUGGUCCUAAAUUACCACCAGCCCUGGGAAGCAAAGCCAUGUUGCCCCUCUUUGGUAAGCUGCAAGCAGGAAAGAAACCGUUGAUUCCCCUAACGAGACCCGAUGAGGGAGAGAAAUCAGGAACGGGGAAGGGUUCUGAAACGGAUGGAGAGGUUAUCCUAGUAGAACCUAUAAGGGAGUUCCCCCCUCCUCCACCACCUCCAGCGCCACCAGUGCAGAAGGUCGUGGAGGUGCAGCAGAACACAGCGACACAGGAAGAGACACAGCAGCAGUCGGCUACAGAAGAGCAAGUACACCAAGAACCACAGCCACUGUUUGAACAAGAUCCUUCCAUGAUUAUGCCCCAGUAUCAAGCAGAGCCAGGUCAAGACCCCUCCCAGAAUCCCAUGAUGGAGUCUAUCAUGCCUGAAAUGCAGCAACAGCAGCCUUUGCAUGGUUAUCCCGCUUACCACCCGUCCAGUUUGGAGGAAGACGGCAUUGAAGCGGAGGAGGAUGGCCUGGCGCCAUUGGAGAGUCAGCCAAUCACAUUCACGCCAGAGGAGAUGGAGAAGUACAGCAAGCUGCAACAGGCGGCGCAGCAACACAUUCAGCAGCAGCUUCUGGCCAAGCAGGUCAAGGCCUUCCCCUCGGCUGCUGCUGCCGCUGCCGCAGCUGCAGCAGCUGCUAACUUAGCCCCUGCUCCCCCUCCACCAGCCCUGCAGCAGAUCCACAUUCAGCAGCCAACCGUUUCCGUCGCCUCCGGCACAUCCAUCACCACUGUCCAACAUGCCAUCCUACAGCACCACGCUGCCACUGCUGCUGCAAUGGGCCUCCACCCAGCGCAUGCCCACCAUCAUCACCCUGCACAUGCCCAGCUGGCGCAGGUGCAUCACAUUCCCCAGCACCACCUUACUCCCAUCUCCCUGUCCCCUUUAGGCCACUCUCUUGGUCAUUCUUUGGGACACUCCUUGGGACAUGCGGGGCUUAUUCCUGCCCACCCAACUGCCUUCCUCUCUGGUCAGCCUAUUCAUAUUAUCCCUGCUUCUGCACUUCACCACACACCCUUGGCGCUCCACCAUGUCCCUCACGCAGCCCUUUACCCAACACUAUUCGCACCUCGGCCGUCCCAGGCUGCUGCAGCGGCGGCUCUCCAGCUACACCCACUUCUGCACCCAAUAUUCUCAGGACAGGACCUCCAACACCCGCCUAACCAUGGCUCUUGAGUGACGAUGGAUACAAAACGGGAUGUAAACAGAACACUGACAGAGAUCUGUGACGAUCUUGAUUUAGUGAUGGGGAUGAAGUCUUUGCAUCAGUGUAUAGGAAGUCAAGACGCGUUGUAAAAUCAGUUUUACACUCAGACUAAAGUGGUCAUUACGUGUUGCAGCCUGUGUUGGUUAAAAAAGGUGACACUAGAGUUUUUAUAUUGGUUUGUUUGGAUUUUUUUUCUUUUUCACUCAUGUUUCCUGUUUUAAAGGCAGGUUCAUAGGUGUAAUGAGACAUUCUGUUGAGAUUGUCUUAUAAACCAAUUGGGUCUGCAUUCCCAACCUCACUAACCACUGGAGUUUUUUUGUUUUGUUAGUUUUUCUCAUUUAUGCAGUCAUAAUCUUUGCUAAGUUUGGCAUCCACGGAGAUCCAUAAUGGUUGAGAUUAUAGAGGAUCAUGAUGAGACGGGACAUAGAUUUUGUUACAGAAACUAACUUCACCUCUGUUUUUGUGAUGGACUCAAUGAUGUGACACUUUUCCCCAUAUAACUACCUGCUCUUUAUUGAAUUCUUGGUCUCAAAAUAAUUUGUAUUGCUGUAGUUUGUACAUAUAUCAGUGUGUAAUGUGAAGAAGCCAGCUCUUGAUGACUAUGAAAUAACUAUGGUGUCUAAACUGGUAUGACACUGUCACAAAAGAAGUCCUCUAAAUUUGCAGAAAUGUGGCAAAGGUUUAAACAUCUCUAAUACUCUGAGGCAAAGCUCCUGUUUUCCCAUUGGAGGGUACGUGUGAAUGAAUUGCACUGAAUUCUGUAGAUUGGGCUGGUGCUUGGGCAUCAUGUAACAAUAAGAUUGUAGUAUACUGCAAUAAUUGUAUUUUUAUUUUUAAAUUAUUUUCCAAAUGCUCUUCAGAAGGAGAGCUUUGUUUGGCUUUUUUCUGUAAUUUUGUAAAUAAAAAUGCUGUAGAUUAACCUAUUAACAUUCUGAAAAGGUUGACACUGCUGUUGGUAAAGCAGACGAAUUACAAGUUAGUUACAACAUGGAUAUGUGUUUUAUCAAGGUUGGUUCUUAAAAUGUUUCCGCUGAGGAUGGCCGGGAUCCCAGACAAGUUAUCUGUCAAAAAACAAAAGUUGUGACUCUUGUAUUUUUAAAAACAUAACUGUUUCAACAAAUAAAACUUUGAGUCCA
Molecule: messenger RNA, 11659 nt
Organism: Gambusia affinis (western mosquitofish)
Lineage: Eukaryota; Metazoa; Chordata; Actinopteri; Cyprinodontiformes; Poeciliidae
Gene: gpatch8
Product: G patch domain containing 8
Exons: 10
Coding region: 6269-10492 (1407 amino acids)
Cellular component (GO): nucleus
Molecular function (GO): nucleic acid binding
Source: RefSeq, a predicted model, not a curated record